Messenger RNA from Kockovaella imperatae, 1315 nucleotides. RefSeq names its product 26S proteasome subunit RPN7-domain-containing protein. Gene Ontology annotation, molecular function: protein binding. The record is from RefSeq and is a predicted model, not a curated record. Lineage: Eukaryota; Fungi; Basidiomycota; Tremellomycetes; Tremellales; Cuniculitremaceae. The transcript has 6 exons. Gene Ontology annotation, cellular component: proteasome regulatory particle. Gene Ontology annotation, biological process: proteasome-mediated ubiquitin-dependent protein catabolic process. The coding region runs from base 37 to 1182 and encodes 381 amino acids.
UCGAUCUAUCUGGCUGUUCUCCUCGAACCACUCAGCAUGGCAGACGAGCACGUCCCACUACCAUAUCCAAACCUGAAAGUUGCCCAAUGGCAUUAUCAGGUGACAUCGGUUCCCAGGCUGAAGGAUGAGGCGAGCUCUUCCUUCUGGAAAGCCGUCGAGGCAGAUGAAAUGGCUCCCUAUCUGACUUAUGUCGAGAGCUCAAAUAGCUCAUUGAUAUCGUCCCUGAGUGAGAAGAACAAAGCCGAGCUGGAUCGUUUGGACCAGAAAUUGAAGGAAGCGGAGGAGAACCAGGGAGACAGUGAGAUUUCAGAGUUCUUGAGGUCGAGAGCGAUGUAUCUCUGCCGCAUAGGCGACAAGGAGAGAGCGAUCCCAGCGUUGGAAAAGGCCUUGGAGAAGACCGCUGGUCUCGGUGCAAGGAUCGAUCUGGUCUUGGCCAUGAUCCGUAUGGGUCUAUUCUACUCCGACAGCGACCUCGUCACCGCGAACAUUACACGGGCUACAGAUCUCAUUGACUCGGGGGGCGAUUGGGACAGGAGGAAUCGACUGAAGGUGUACAGGGCACUCUAUCACCUGUCGAUCCGAGAUUUUAAAGAGGCCGCAGAACUCUUGACAGAUACACUGUCGACCUUCACCGCAACCGAGUUGAUGGAGUACGACGAUUUCGUGGCUUUGACAGUCCUUGCGUCUGGCGUAGGAUGUGACAGGAAAGGGAUCAAGACAAAGAUCCUAGCUAGCUCUGAGGUUAACGGUGCCAUGGCGACCAUCACUCAACUCUUCACGAUGACUGAUUCUCUCUACAAAUCAAACUACACCCAGUUCUUCCUCGCUCUCGCCGAAGUCGAGCAACAUUACCUCAUUCCCAACGUCUUCCUUGCUCCUCAUGCUCGAUACUAUGUUCGAGAAAUGCGUAUCAAGGCAUACGCCCAAUUGCUCGAGUCGUACCAGUCCCUCACGAUGGAGAGGAUAUGUCGAUCGUUCGGUGUCAGUGAGACUUUUAUGGACAGAGAUCUCUCAAGAUUUAUCGCAAAUGGCCGGUUGAAUUGUACCAUUGACAAGGUCAGCGGAGUGAUCCAGACGAAUAAGCUGGGAACACAAAACAAGACGGCGUUGUAUGAGCAGGUCAUCAAGCAGGGCGAUGUCUUAUUGAGUGAUGUGCAAAAGUUACAUCGCGUUGUUGGAUAAAUUAGCCCAUACUGCGUGGCUUUAGGCAGAGGUGGACGGUUGACAACCAUUUGCAUGUGCAUGAACGUCAUCAUGGAAGCAAGCUCGCCUUUCUUUGAGCUGUCAUAAUGGCACAGAGCAUAGUGACGAGGAG